ACCACAUUAAAAUCAGCGUAUAAAUGAAGAACAGAAGCUUUUCUCCUCUCACUCAACUUUAACUCUGAAAAGACUGCGAUUUUUGUUGCCUUUUUAUUCGAGAGAUUGAUUGGAAUCGGAAUAUUGGAGCUUUUUCAGAAGCCCCUUUUCCACAUUUCGGUAUAUAUCCUGUGUUGCAGCAACAUCCUGUGUUGUUCUUCACUCGGUUUGUGUGCUUGUGCUUUUUUUGUCUGAUUCUUGCGUUUAUUGCAUGUGGGUCUCUUUAGAGUGCUGUUUUUCGAUGUAUAAUGUUUUAGUUUUGUCCUUUUUAGUCUCUUCUGCUGCAGGUUUUUGUCAUGUUUGUGAAUUUGAUUGAUUCUCAACUUCUUUGAGGAUUCUUGUGAUCUCUGUUUUGAAAAGGUUGAAUCUUGAUUCAGAAUUCUCAGCCUACUUUGUCUGAUGGAGCAUUAUCUCCGAGGACCAGCGAGGACUUCGUGCCAGAACCUUAAAUCCUUGACCACCACGCUUGACGAGCCCAACGCCAAUCCGUCUGCCGGCUUUGAGUGCAACAUCUGCCUCGAGCUCGUGCAGGACCCCGUGGUCACAUUGUGCGGCCAUCUCUAUUGCUGGCCGUGCAUAUACCGGUGGAUCAAAUCCCAACACGCCUCCCCCGAGAAUCCCGACCACCAAAGCCCCCAGUGCCCGGUUUGCAAGACCAAGGUCUCGGAAAAGACCUUGAUACCCCUCUACGGCCGCGGCCAGAGCACGGACGCCUCCAAGGACGAGCCAUCCCGUCUCAUACCGCAAAGGCCUCCGAGCCCCCGAUGCCUGACCAACCUCAUCAUACCAAACGCGACGAGCAACUUUACUCCAUACCCAUUCGGGCAACUCCACCGUAGAGGCUAUGGCGCCCCGCCAUCCCCUCGACGAGAUUACGGAAGCUACCCCACGUCCCCGGUCCUCGGACAUGGAAGCAGCGCGCCACGCUUGGCCGACCCCAUGAUUGGGGUGUUCGGUGAGAUGGUGUAUUCGAGAAUAUUCGGGAACUCGGAGACGACAUUGUAUACUUAUCCGAAUUCUUACCAUACAGCCGGUGGCAGCUCGCCUAGGCUGCGAUGGCAUAUGGUGCAAACUGAUAAAUCAUUGAGCAGAGUUUGUUUCUUCUUUUUUUGUUGUAUGAUGCUAUGUUUGCUCCUAUUUUGAGCUAAAUGUAUUUUCAAUGUUAUGAUUUGUACAUAUUAUAGUUUAUAUAUAUGAGCAUUACAUACAAACGCUUA
Molecule: messenger RNA, 1256 nt
Organism: Salvia splendens (bonfire salvia)
Lineage: Eukaryota; Viridiplantae; Streptophyta; Magnoliopsida; Lamiales; Lamiaceae
Product: E3 ubiquitin-protein ligase RMA1H1-like
Exons: 2
Coding region: 439-1182 (247 amino acids)
Biological process (GO): ubiquitin-dependent protein catabolic process
Cellular component (GO): endoplasmic reticulum
Molecular function (GO): metal ion binding; ubiquitin protein ligase activity
Source: RefSeq, a predicted model, not a curated record